UUGGAAGGCUCUGUUUGUGUUACAUCACUUGUUUAAAAGCUUCACUCGUCUCAGCUCUCAAUAUCAAUAGCAGAAGAAUAACAAGACAACAAAGAAAUCAAAUAAUUAACAAACUAGGAACAAGGCAUGGAUUGCUGUGCUUCAACACAAUUUUAAAAAGGAACUGCUUCUCAGUCUGUCGAUAUCUGCUUCUUCCUGUUAAAACCAUCUUGUAGAGAUACGAUCGAGAACGAGAACAAGAAGAUAUCAUUGUUUUUUUGCCGUCAGCAGAGAUAUGUUGAAGCUUGAUCAAGAGGAAGUUGUAUCUAUAGCUGUUUAAUAUGUCCUCGACAAACAGACAUCUAUUCUCCACUGCUAUGGAGAGAACGAGUGAAUGGGGAAUGAACGGUUUCUUGCAAAGAUAAUUACAAAGAAAGAUCUUGAAGAUGGUCAAUUUGAAUUCGAACAGGAUUUUCUCCCAAGAGAUCCCAAGCGAUAUCACGGUUCAUGCUGGAGGAGCCUCCUUCUCAUUGCACAAGUUCCCGUUGGUGUCCAAGUGUGGAUACAUAAGGAAAUUGGUCUCUGAAGAUAGUGAUGCCGAUGUCUCUGUCGUUGAACUCCCUGAUGUUCCAGGUGGGGAGGAGGCGUUUGAACUGGCUGCAAAAUUCUGUUAUGGGAUAAACUUUGAGAUUAGUACAGAGAAUAUUGCCACGCUUCGAUGCGUGGCAGAGUAUCUCGAGAUGACAGAGGACUAUGCUGUUGGGAACCUAGUGGGCAGAACAGAGGACUACUUGAAUGAAGUGGCACUGAAGAGCCUUGCCGGGGCAAUCUCUGUGUUGCAUACGUCGGAGAACCUCCUUCCAACGGCAGAGAAGGUCAAAUUGGUUAGCCGAAGCAUAGAUGCUGUGGCAUACCUUGCCUACAAGGAGAGCCAAUUCUGUUUGCCCGGAAGGACAGAGACUAGACACGAGAGUAUCAAUUCUUAUUCAGGAUCUCACCUUAAACCCAUUGUAGACUGGUGGGCUGAAGACUUAACAGUUCUCAGGAUUGAUAUCUUCCAUCGAGUUCUAAUGGCAAUGCUGGCGAGAGGCUUUAAGCAGUAUUCACUUGGUCCAAUACUUAUGAUCUACGCACAGAAAUCUCUUCGAGGUUUGGAAAUAUUUGGGAGGGGGAGGAAAAAUUUUGAGCCAAAGCAAGAACACGAGAAGAGGGUCGUGUUGGAGACCAUUGUGAGUCUUCUGCCAAGGGAGAAGAAUGCAAUGUCUGUUAGCUUCCUUUCUAUGUUGCUACGUGCAGCAAUUUAUCUUGAGACAACAGUUGCUUGCCGGAUUGAUCUGGAGAAGAGGUUGGCCCUGCAGCUUGGACAAGCAGUGUUGGAUGAUCUCUUGAUACCUUCUUUUUCCUUCACAGGAGACACAUUGUUUGAUGUAGACACAGUGCAGCGGAUCAUGAUGAACUACCUUGAAUAUGAAAUGGACGGGACUCGUCUGGGAUACGUGGUAGAUGAUGAAUAUGUUUCCCCUUCAAGAGAUAUUGAGCGGGUUGGAAAGCUAAUGGAGAGCUUCCUCGCCGAGAUAGCAUCAGACCGUAAUCUAUCUGUUUCAAAGUUCACCAAUCUCGCAGAGUUGAUCCCAGAACAAACAAGGGUAAUAGAGGAUGGAAUGUAUCGUGCCAUAGACAUAUACUUGAAGGCUCAUCCUGCACUGACUGACAUGGAGAGGAAGAAGGUUUGCAGAUUGAUGGACUGUCAGAAACUAUCACGGGAAGCAUGUGCUCAUGCAGCUCAGAAUGAUCGCCUCCCUGUGCAAAUCGUGGUCCAGGUUCUUUACUACGAGCAGAGGCGCCUACGAGAUGCUAUGAGUGACAACCUCAUGGGUGCAGAAUCUCCUGCUCUGCAGAAAAUGAAUUUGCAUUCUAAAGAUUACCACUCAGCUCCUGAUGAGCUCUUGAGCUUACGAAGAGAAAAUGAAGACCUGAAGAUGGAAUUGGUGAAGAUGCGGAUGCGGUUAAAAGAACUGGAGAAAUCAGGAGAAAUCAAUCCACCUGAAAGUACUCCACCAAUACCAUCUGUAGAUAAGCCUCCAUUGGCAUUGCCUCGAAAAUCAUUUAUCAGCUCCAUGUCUAAAAAGCUUGGGCGCUUGUACCCCUUCAUGCGUGGAGAGGGAGUGAAGUCUUCUGAUGGAAAAGGUCGGACAAAGCCCAGCAGAAAUCGACGGCAUUCCGUCUCUUGAUUCACCUAUCCUCCUUUGUGCUGCAACGUAUGCUGCUUAAUUUAGAGUGUUUUGUCUCUAUGUCCUUGUUUCAAAUGCUUGAGCAGAGAAGAGGACUGUUUUAUCUUCCUCAUCAACUCUAUUCUAGUAAACAUGGUUGUACAUAUGGAUGAAAUGGGGAAACUAGAAAAUAUAGGAUCGAUAGGUGAGUAGAGUUGAUUGCAUCAAAGCACACUAUUACAGUAAAUUUAAUCCUGAUGACCGGGAAGGGAGAGAGGUAGCAAUCUCCUUUCCUUUAUAAGAUGUUUUUUUUUCCUAUAUUUGCAAUUGAAUUCUUGUGAAAUUUAUUGUUGGGAUUUACAUGUGAUUAAUGUUUGAGUGAA
Molecule: messenger RNA, 2572 nt
Organism: Nelumbo nucifera (sacred lotus)
Lineage: Eukaryota; Viridiplantae; Streptophyta; Magnoliopsida; Proteales; Nelumbonaceae
Product: BTB/POZ domain-containing protein SR1IP1-like
Molecular function (GO): protein binding
Source: RefSeq, a predicted model, not a curated record